Messenger RNA from Bolinopsis microptera, 498 nucleotides. Its product is annotated as signal recognition particle receptor subunit alpha-like. Bases 7 to 498 code for a protein of 163 amino acids. Lineage: Eukaryota; Metazoa; Ctenophora; Tentaculata; Lobata; Bolinopsidae. Gene Ontology annotation, cellular component: signal recognition particle receptor complex; endoplasmic reticulum membrane. The transcript is spliced from 4 exons. Gene Ontology annotation, molecular function: GTP binding; signal recognition particle binding; GTPase activity. Gene Ontology annotation, biological process: intracellular protein transport; protein targeting to ER. The record is from RefSeq and is a predicted model, not a curated record.
UAUAGAAUGUUGGAGCUAUUUUCUAUCUUUACCAAGGGUGGUAUUGUGCUAUUCUGUUUCCAAGGGGCCUGUACCCAGCUCAUAUCCUCAACUCAUGCAGUUAAUGAGUCCAUCAAAAACAUCCUUAUACAGGGCAGCCCCAGCAACCAACAUAACCACAAGAACCUAACAAUCCAGCUGAAACUGGAUAACGAGUUUGAACUUGUGUUUGCCGUUGUUGUUCAGAAGAUGCUCCAACUCUCUUAUCUUGACAAACUGAUCGACUCUAUCCAUCUGGAGUUCAGAGAUAAGUAUAAGAACGAGCUGAGAGACGGCACCCUGUGGCUCAACGGCUGUAACUUCGACUCUGAUUUCAGUGGGAUCCUAAGCAAGAUAGAGGGGGAACAUAGAGUAGAGAAGUCAGCUCCACGUGCUAUGAAGCAGUUCACUCAGUCAAAGAAGUUCGAAAAGACAGCAACUGCCAACAAAGCCAUGUUUGAACAGGUAUGCAGAAUUUAA